AUGUUCAAAUGCCAGAAAAAGUGCAGUAACGGCAGCAUCUGUAAUGGGGACCUGGCGGAAGGAUUCAAGUACUGUCCCUCCUGUGGCACACCUGUGUCAGAAAGAAGUCUGGAAUCCGACAAAUUGGAGGAAAGGAGUACCUCCAACGAAACAGACAAGUCCGUUCCUGAGUGCCUGAAAACAGACAUGAAAAAGCACGAAGAUCCUGGUGGUGGCAAAGACAGUGAGACGUCAUCAAAAGCGAACAAUGAUUGCUCAACUGAGGCGACAGUUGAAAAAGCAUCAAGUAGUUUUGCUGAGAGGCAAAAUGAACCAACUGGAAUGAUAAAUACGGAUAAUAAAAAAACAAAGGAAGAAAUUACUACAGAAGUCUCUCAAAAUAUGAUGAGAGAUGAGACAAAGACAGAGAAAGACCCCAAAAAAGAAUUGAAAGUGGUUCAGGACAUCGAGAAAAAUAGCAGCGGAUCAAUGCAGGACGAAGGACAAAAUUCAAAGACUGAGAAAAAAGAUCAAAAUGAUAGAGAAGAAAGACAAAACCUUGUAACUAUGAAAGAAUCUGAAGUCAUGGCAGACACUGGUCAGGAAAAAUCAACAGAACAGAGUAAGCCCCAAGAUAUUCCUAUCCAAGAUAGUGACUUUGAAUGUUCUAAAGAAGAAGAAAAAGUAAAAGAAUCACAAGAAACAACAGAGAGAGGGAACAAAACAUCAACUGUUGAUGAGGACUCAGCUGGUAACAUUUUGAAUUCGAUCUCAUCAGGACAAACAACUGAGGAGGAAGAGAAAUGGAAAAUUAUUGAUGAGAAAGAAGGUGAAGUGGACCAAGACAGUAAGCCAAGGAACACACACUCGGAGAGUACCAGUGGCCCGUUUGACCAGGAUAAGAUUAGAACUGACAAAGUCAACAAUAACAUCACUGGAAAAGAAGAGAAAGAAAAGGUUCAAGAGACAAAACAGACGGAAAACACAGAAAAGCUCGCCAAAAUGGAGAAAGAAUCCGAAAACCAACAAAAGAAAUCUGGAGACAGUCAGUCUUCUAAACGAAUUGAAAAAGGCCAACCAGAAGUUGUUAAAAAGAAGGUGGUGAGAGUGAUAUUUCAUGCGUUCUUGGCACCAAAUGUUAAGAUGAAUAUUCAAAAAGACAAGAUCUUCGUUGUAUUUGGUCCUCCAUAUAGUGACUGGGAGACAGAAAAAGGAGCAGUUUUAUAUACAACAGAAAACCAGUUGAAAAAUUAUCCCACACGUCUUAAGGCAAUGGCUAUAAUAGAAAAAGAUUUACUGAAAGAACCAUUGCGCUACUUGUACAUGUUCCAACGCCAACGACAAAACGAUCAAAAAAUCGAUUCAGAGCGAGAGUUUUACCUUCAUACUUAUGGACCUUAUAAAUAUGGAUACCGUGAGCUGGUCGUCCCAUCGGUCGUAGAAGGCGAAUGGAAUCAGUAUGAUGGGUGUAUUUAUGCCGCCAGAAAGGGGUUAUUUUUCAAUAUCAAAGAAAAGAUAACUGGAAAAUUUCUGGAAAUAAUGUUGAACGACGGCAAACACAUUUUGCAACGUUAUUUGCCGAAUGUUGGAGAAUUUCUUAAAGAAAGAAAGAAGCUACAUGAAUUGGAAGAUAUCUUUAAAAAUGUUAAGCAGGGUGGCAUAAAAGACCAAUUUUUGAAAAAUCAGAAAGCACCAGACACUUAUCUUUUCAAACAGCAAUUAUGGAACCAUCUCAAUAUUGCUGUUGAGGUGCUGGAGGAUACAAAAAGAAAGGACAUUGGCCUGUCACUUUUAACAUCCAUUGUGGUCAUAGAACUCAUCAAAGAUUUGGAAAUUCCUUUUGAAAUGAUAGAUGGCCUCCAUGUAAAGUCCCUACAAAAAUGUUUAGUGCUGAGACCUGAUACUGACCAUCAAGCUUGCGACCAAUUAGAUUACCUUGCAAAACAAUUGUCAAAACAUGCAAAGGAGAAGGCAAAAUCUUCCAUUGUGACCUUUUUGAAAAGCACAACUAUUAGUGGAAGUUAUGUUGAUCCCACCUGGUUAGCGUGCAUGCCAUUAGUUCACUUCCUAGAGGGCAACUUACAACCAUUCGUUCCAUUAGAUCUUAGCAAAUUUGAAAUUAUUGAAACAAAGAAAGAGAGAUGGUGGUGCUUUGCAGAAUUCAGUAAGGAAAAAGAAGAAAUGAAACGGAGUCGUUGGACUAUUUCUUGUGAAGAGUUUGUCGCAACACAUAGACCUCUAUUCCAACUGGACGCCACCUUACAGAAGACAUUCAUGGCUUCCCUAGACAUAUCUCAUGUUCCCAAAGUAAUACCAAUACUUGAGAUCCAGCUUGAAAUUAAAUUGGCAACGAUUGAACAUUACUUUGAAAAUUCUUCUCAGACGCAUGUUCUUCAAGAAUGUGUGGGCAAUGUGUAUGUGAUCUUACUGAAGAAAUUGUCCUCUCUUACAACAGAUACAGUACAAAGUCCAUGGGCUGAAGUUGACGUAAAACAUAAAAUACAUCACAGUCUGUUGAAUGCUAUUUUGAAUCAUGCACUACAAAGAAUGCGACAAGACUGGAAACUGGUUUUGACCUGUUUCCACUGUUCACUGCUGUCUAUAGCCAUUUUGGACAAGAUAACCGUGGUGUGUGAAGAAAUGGAAUCUCUACCAAUUUUGAUAACAACUCUGCUUGGCGAUUUUUUGGGAAGUCAAGGUGCAGAUCUUCAGAUCGGAGAGUUUGCUUUGUCAAUAAACGCUGAUUAUCCUCUUGAUAAUCUUCCUGGGAAUUUUGAAAGAACGAUUUUAUCGGCUGUAGAGAAAUUUUUAAGCAAUAGCGGUACAAAGGAAGUGGUGGAUUUGUAUCUUCAUGGCAUGCACAGAAUACAGUCAGAAAGGUUGAGGUCACUAGUGGAACGAAAGACAUUCUCAUCAUUUGAAGAGAUUUUAAAGGACCGGACAUACUUUGGUUUAUUCCAAUUUACAGAAGAUCUGGUAAGGAAAAAUGUUUAUAUUGUGCCUCUGCUAUCAAAAUUCUUCCAAAGAGUGUGGACAGUUGAUUUAAAUGCCUCAUCGAGAGCCUACCUAGAGCAAAUUUUAACUUGCAACUGUUACCCACAGUAUGUUGAAAGCUAUUACCAAAAGGGAUCACUUUUCAAUUACAUGGAUGGUAAAUCAGUAGAGAAACUUGAGAGAUCACUAGGUAUUUUUCAAGACUUCAUUAUAGUGUUAGAGAACAACACAAUUGUGAUACAGGACCUGAUACUUGGACUAAAACAUUCAGAGAAUCUGAGGAAUAUUGCAGAAAAAUUAGAAACAAUCCCAGAUUUCAAUUUGCCAUUUACACCUGAUUCUUUGUCCAUACUUCUUGAAUGCAGGGAGAAAGACAUGAAAACCCUAAAUGACGAAAUAAAAAUUGUUGAGGGUUUACAGAUGAUUUUAAAGAUGUUGCGACACUAUAAAUCAGGUUUACCGAACGGUUACGAAAACAUUCGUCAAAACUGGAAAAAGAUGAAAUUAGAAGAUAUAUGCGUAAUUCCAAAACAGAUGUCAGAUUUUACGAUGUAUACCCCAAGGUUGAAAGUAUUUACUGAAAUCCUGGAAGAACCUGUAAAAUCUUUUGUAAAAUGCAUUUCAUUUUACAAACAAAGCAAAACAUUUGAAACUGUUCUUAAAUCAGUUUCUAAGAAGAAGACAGUAGGGGAUAUGAGAAAGUAUGAUUUUUUUGAGCUAUUUGAGGAGGUUUUGAAUCCUGCAAAAGAUAUGUGGGAGGAAUACUGUACCAGCCUGGAAAAUGGAACAAUAACCAUCAGGGACAUCGAGACAUUACAGCUACACAAAGUAGAUGAUGACAGUCUGCAGAGAGAAUUUACAGCCAUGAACAGAGGUUCAAAAAAGCCCUGGAUACAAAAUCGCAUAGCCGAAUUCCGACUAUAUAAAGGCUUCUCACGGUCUGUUGAGACUGCAGGAUUGCUGAAAGAAAUACAAAUCUCAAACAAUAUUAAGGGGAAUUUUGACUCCGUGGAAUUAAUUGAACGAUCUGACAGAGACAAAGAUAUUUCCCUGAAAAAGAUGGCUAGUGAGAUUCAUUCUUUUAAUCAAAAGUUGGAAAAAGUUGAUGAAAAGAAAAAGGAAUGUCUGAAAGCAUUUUGCAAAUCAAAUGCUUUAGUAAAAUGGCUUCGAGAUUCUUUGAAAGGCGGGGUGAAAGAUUUGAAAAUAUACGCAGACUUGGCUUUUAUGUCUGUGGAAGAAGAUGACCUUAUUGCACAUAUAACCGAUUUGCAUACAGCAGCCAUUGGAUAUGCACCCUUAAUUUUCUAUACUGAAAACAUACAAGGAGAAGAUGCUUUGAUUCAAAGAUGUGAGGAAGUUUGGACUAGUCUUGAAAAGGAUGUGGAUUUACCUCGAAAACUGGUCGAAUCAAAUCGGUUACUACAAUGGUUCGUUGAAAUCAAAGAGGCCCAUGGCUCCGUUGAAGUGACGUCACUGAAACAGGUUGAUGCUAUAAAACAGCGUGGGAUUUUCAGAGUUGGAACUUGUGAAGGGAAACAUGACAUUCAGCUGAGCUUACAGGAUGUUGUUUGUCUUCGCGUACCUAGAGUUGUCCAAACAGAUGAACAUUUUCAGGAAACAUUAUUUAAAGAUCUUGCCCCGACAUAUGAGGAGAGUCCUGAAGAUUUGGAAGAAACUAUAUGCUCUCAAUCAAAACACAUGGAAAGCAAACGUGCAGAUCCCAUCACAGAAGGUCGAGAAUACUCCUAUAGUGAUAUGAUGGAUUUGCAGAGUCGUCUCAUGUUGGUCUCUGGAAAAACUGAUGCCGGCAGGGAAAAUAUAGAAAAAUUUACAGCUAUUUUUGACAACGUAACGAGACUUGGAAGAAUUUUUAUCAAACUUUACUCAUCAGGAUGCGUGUUAUUUAAACAAUGGUAUUUUGAGUUUCUCUGCAACAAAUCGGUUGAGAACUGUGCUUUUGUAAAGUUUGGUCAGCAGCAAGAGUCAACUUUAAAGGGAACUAAUACGAAAAGCAGAAAUGAACAUUUAUCACAAGAUGAUGUCGUAAAUGACUAUAUGCAAAAGAUAGCGGAUUUCUUAGAAAAUUGCUAUGAACAAUGGAUGGGGCAUGUUAGAGAAACUAGGGAUAGAUAUUAUCCGUUAAAUUUCUUCACAGUUGCUCAAAUGAUCAUUUUACAGGAAGAAUUAGCAAAGUACAGACAUGGAAGUCAUGAUUCAAAGCAUUUGCUUGCUCUCCUUUCAUAUGUCAAGUCAGAUUGUUCACUGGAGGAUUUAGAGUUUGCAUUCAAGAGCUUGGACGAACAAUUGACAAGACAGCAGGACAAAGAUGUCAUCGGUGAAUCCUCAGCAUCCCAAGAAAACAAGGCAAUUCAAGAUUUUCUCAAAGCAGCCGUCGAUGCCGGCAUAUCGAAAAGAAGAGCAAUGCAAUGCAUACAGUCUAAUGCCUUUGACCCUCAAGAUUUUGAAAGUAGCCUUAUCUGGUGCUAUGAAGAGGAUGAGAAAGAGGAGGAAAACAUAGUUGAUUCUGUAAAUGAAAUAUCUAAUCCAGAAUUCUCUAGGGACCCUAAUACUGUGUCACUUAAAGAUUUUGACAGACAAAUUGAGGAUCUUCUGAGACAAGAAGCUGUUGAAAGCAUUGAAAAGAGGUUAAGAGAAAUUUGGGACAAAUAUUUGAAAUUUACAUCUCUGAGCAUGAACGACUUUUUGAGUGUGGAGCAUUUAGGGUUUAUACUCCAGCAUAUUUAUGACACAAACACUAAAGUGUGUAGUCGUCCAUUGCCAGCUCCACUGAAACCUGGAAAACCUAAUCUUAUUGUGUGUUCUCAGGAGGAAGUAUUACCAAUGCUAUUGACGCUGUUUAUGAAUGAUCAAACGUUGCCACUACCAAGUAGAAAUGAGGCCUUGCUGUGUACAGAAUUGACAACAACGGAAGAGGUAAUUAUGUUCUUUCGAAGAGCAUUGAGACAGGAAGAACACGACAAAAAUCGUCUCAUUUUCUGUCUGGUGAAUGCAGACUUAAUUCGAUAUGAUGUCUGUGAGGAAUCACUGAGAGAAUUCAAGGAAGAAAUGAGAGCUGCAAGAACAGAGUACAGUCUUGUGGUCAUUUGCAGCAGUGAAAACGAGUACCAGUCACCAAUAAUCGCCGCCCUCGACAAAUUUCGUACACCAAAAAUGACAGUCUCUGCAGAGGAGAAAAUUCAACAUUAUUUGAGGAAUAAAUUUUGUACACGUGGAAAGGUUGAAAGCGAUGCUGCAUCUAUUGUUGAUGAAUCAGGAUUAUGCGUUCGUGUUGUGAAAUCAGACAGAGCUGGAUUGGGAAAAACACUCCACAAAAAUCGUCUGGUUGAGCAGUUGAGGAUACAUUAUCCAAGUGCCGAUGAGGAGGAAUUCCCACUUACGUAUUCAAUCCCUCUCAGCCAAAAGGAUCAUGAUUUUACUGAAGUAUCAAGAAUUCGAAAGUUCAUGGAUUACACACUGUCACCUGACAUUAUCUAUCCCAGAAUUUUCCAUAUAGAUGUAGCCUCUGGGAUCGAUGAAGGAGUAGCAUCUUUACUAUUCAAUCUGAUAAUUUUGGGAUCUGUUGUCGAUGACAGAGGAUAUGCGUUUCAACGAUCAAUGACAGAUUUGUACUUGAUUGAAAUAACUGUCAGUGAUAAAAGUCACUAUUCACGACGAUCAGUUUCUGGUAUCCAACUGAUAGACCUGCUGCCUUGUGUACGAUGCCUCUCCCCACAAGAAGAAUUGAAAGGCACGAUGAGAGAAAUGGAGAAUGGUGACAUGGUGCUUGGAUUCGAUAACCAGAUGUUUCAAUCGGAGGUCUUUCAAAGACCUUUUCAAUAUCUUCAAAGCCUCGAGUCAAACAAAAAGAUUAUACCAAUUUUCAACCGCUUUUCCCGAAUCGGAAAUAAGCGUGAAUGCUUACAAACUCUCUUACGACACUGCUGUGUGGAAGAUCCUUCGUGGUCUGAGCUGAGAAAUUUUGUCCACUUUUUGAAUACACAGUUAGGAGAUUUUGAAAAGUCGGUUUUUUGUGGCUCUGAAAUGGCUGCUGAUUUACCAGGGUUUGCAAAAUUUGUUUUGCGAUUUUUAAUUCAGAUGUCAAAGGAUUUUUCAACAAGAUCACUGAUGAUGACUGAUGACGACGAAAAAAUUGAACCGAAAAUUUACCAAGGUGAAGUCGAGAACGAAAACGAAGAAACAAAUGAUGAGGAAGAUAUCAUUGACUUAUCACAGUUUCAAAUAAGACGUCGCUGGGAAUCGAGUGCUCAUCCAUAUUUGUUUUUCAACCCUGAUCAUCACACUAUGACGUUUCUUGGGUUCAAUAUCAGCAAGAUGAACAGAAAUCUAGUCGAUAACCAGACAGGUCAAAUUCUAGAAAGAAACAUAAUGACACCGCAUCUUUGGGAUGCCCUGAUCGGUAACCGUGUUCCACUUCAAGAGAAUUUUGAAGACCUAAAUAGGUAUGAAAAGCUAGAAAGACUCUGCAGGGUUAUCGGAAAUGAGUUUCCUCACGAUCCAGAUGAAACAUAUGAACUGACAACAGACAAUGUAAAAAAGAUGAUGGCAAUAUAUAUGCGAUUCAGAUGUAACAUUCCAGUCAUUGUUAUGGGUGAAACAGGAUGUGGAAAAACACGCUUAAUUAAGUUCCUUUGCGCUCUACAGUGCCCCCCAGGCGCUGAGAUUAAAACCAUGGCAGUGAUGAAGGUACAUGGCGGUACAACGAAGAAACACAUAGUUGAGAAAGUGAAAAAAGCUGAAGAAACAGCAAAAGAAAACUGCAAGUCCAAUGGGAGUCACAUAUUUACAGUUUUGUUCUUUGAUGAAGCGAACACUACCGAAGCCAUUGGCAGUAUCAAAGAAAUUAUGUGUGAUGGAACGAUUGACGGAAGACCAAUUAAUCUGAAUGAGAAUCUUAAACUAGUUGCUGCAUGCAAUCCUUACAGAAAACACCCAGAAGAGAUGAUUGCAAGGCUAGAAAAAGCGGGAUUAGGUUAUCAUGUCAACGUAGAGGAAACAACUGAUAGACUCGGUCGCAUACCAAUGAGACACCUUGUGUACAGAGUCCAGCCUCUUCCUCAAAGCAUGAUCCCAUUAGUAUGGGACUUUGGACAGUUAGACUCUACUGUAGAAAGACUCUACAUUAUACAAAUGUUGAACCGAUAUAUGCAAAAUGGUACGAUUCCUAGAACAAAUGCAGGGAGCAAAAUAAUUCUUGCAGAUAUUUUAACGGCAUCUCAGGAUUACAUGCGGGAUUUACAGGAUGAGUGCAGUUUUGUGAGCCUUAGAGAUGUCGAAAGAACUUUGAAAGUAUUUGGCUGGUUUUAUAACCAAACGAAUCUUUUUGAAGAAAUGGAUCAAAUCAUUGACAAUUUUUCUGAUUCGGACACAGAAUCAUCAGAAGAUGAAGAGGUUUUUCCUACAUUUGUAAACAGGGACGAUGCCAGGAUUAUAAGAUCAGUAAUACUUGCCCUUGGAGUGUGCUAUCACGCAUCUUUGAAGAAUCGGGAAGAGUACAGAAAUUACAUUGCUGGAUAUUUUAGACAUCCAUUGAAUCUUCAAAGGGGUGGAAGACAGAUAGAAAGAGAAAUAAAAAAAUGUCAAAGAAUAUUCCUCGAGAAAGUGAACUUGAAUGAAAACAUUGCUAAAAAUAUGGCACUCCGAGAGAAUUUUUUCAUGAUGGUUGUGUGCGUUGAACUUGGCAUACCUUUAUUUCUUGUUGGAAAGCCAGGAAGCUCAAAGUCUCUCUCAAAGUCUAUACUAGAUCAAAACAUGCAAGGAAGAGAAUCCCAUUCGGAUCUAUUCAAAAAUUUCAAACAGGUUCAAAUCAUCUCCUUCCAAUGUAGCCCUUUGGCAACUGCUGAAGGCAUCCUAAAGACAUUUCAACAAGCUAGUAAGCUGCAGGAGAACAAAGACCUACGCAGAUUUGCCUCUGUUGUCGUUCUAGAUGAAGUGGGUUUAGCAGAAGAUUCUCCGAGAAUGCCUCUCAAAGCACUUCAUCCGCUGUUGGAGGAUGGAUGUCCAGACGAUGAGGAGUAUCAAGAACACAAAAAAGUUGCAUUCAUUGGGAUAUCCAAUUGGGCCCUUGAUCCAGCCAAAAUGAACAGAGGGAUUUUAGUACAAAGGGAAGUUCCAGAUGAAGAGGAACUAAUUGCAAGUGCAAGAGGAAUUUGCUCUACAAACGAGGAAGUACGGGAAUUAUUGGAGGGUAUCAUUCCUAAAUUGGCAAAGGGUUAUCUCCAAGUUUUCCAGAAAACAAUAACUACCGGUGAAUUAUUUGGUACAACUUCCAGAGACCAUUUAAAAGCAAGGGAAUUUUUUGGAUUACGCGACUUUUACAGCUUAGUAAAAAUGAUGUUUGCCAUCGCUUCCCGGUCGAUGGAAAUUCCAACACCAAAGGACAUUGCCUAUGUUAUAAGAAGAAAUUUUGGAGGGCUACAAGGCCUCGAUCCAGUUGCGGAGUUUUCAGAAUGUGUUGAUGAGCUGCAAGAAUUUCAGAAUGAAGAUGAUGGUUUUGCAGCUGAUGUAGCUUUGGUACGAAAAUGUCUAAAACACGGAAAUGAGGACAGUGAGUCACGUUAUGUUCUGCUGCUGACGGAAAAUUACAGUGCCCUUACCUUGCUUCAGCAGUUACUUACAAACGAUGAAAAUACACAAAUAUUGUUUGGCUCUAGCUUUCCAAAGGACCAGGAGUACAUCGAGAUUUGUCGGAAUAUAAAUAGAAUCAAAGUCUUCAUGGAGACCGGGAAGACAGUGGUUCUGUUGAAUUUGGAAAAUCUUUAUGAAAGCUUGUAUGAUGCAUUAAAUCAGUAUUACAUGGAAAGUGGCUCCGAAAGGUUUAUUGACUUAGGACUUGGAACUCACAGAGUCAAGUGUAAGGUGGAUAGGAACUUUAGACUUAUAGUUGUGGCAGAGAAAAGAGUUGUGUAUAAGGAAUUCCCCAUACCACUGAUAAAUCGUUUGGAAAAACACUUUCUCACCAUGGAAGGACUUUUAACAAAUGCUCAAUUGCGACUUUCAAAAGAACUUUCUCUCUGGGUGGAAGAAUUUUCUGCAUGUUCCAGACAAAGUAUUGGUCCAGAGGAAGUAUUCAUCGGUUACAAUCAAGACACAUGCCCUGGAAUCAUUCUUCAAUCAUGGGAUCUUUGCGCAAAAAAACAUGCCAAUGAAGACGACGAUUUUAUGGAGGAGGUGCUCCAAACAGCAAAAUAUUUUUUGCUCUGGAGUUGUACGCCAGACGCCCUUUUCCGUCUUCAACUCAGUAGUCUGAGCAUGUUUAGAGAGGAAUAUAUUCACGUUUACUUUGAUCAACAAUGCCAUGAUAGUCUGUGUUCUUUUUUACAUCAUUGUAUUGAUGAAGAAACAUUCAAAGGCCAUUUCAUCCAGGUCACUACUCAUUCCAAGUUGCUCUCAAUGGAGGACAAACAGGACAUAGAAAACAAUAUUCCAAUGUUAAAAGGGAAAAUAGCUUUGCUGUCUUUGCAAGCUUUUGGAACAGAACAACAAUUUUCUCGACAAAUCAGAGAGAUUGCUCAUGAACAAUUUGAACUCCUCAUUAUUCAAUGUGACACGGGUGAUGAGAAUUCUAAUCUGGUGUCAUGUGCACGACAUUGUGUUCAAAGGGAAAUGAACAGCUCUCGAGAAACUUGCAUUAUAUUCCUUGUCCAUCUUUCUCGAGUGUGUAAAGUGUAUUUUACAGGUUUUCAGACUGGAUUAUGGAGUUCUGUCCACAUCGAUGACCUGCGUUUAUCAACAUUGCCGAGUGCACAAAAGCUAUUAGGAAUGACUCUUUCAGAAUUAUUAAAUGAAAGUCUUAAAAUACAUUCAGAUGGUGGAAAAAAGGAGUAUAAAGUAGACAUGCGGAAACUUUUUCUCGACUGUCUUCAUCCGGCAUUAGCAUCCAUCUCGGACAUGUCAGAAUCUGGUGAAACAUCUAUUGACAGAGUAAAAACCGUAUUUGCCUUACUGGAAAAAGAACAGGAUUUAACACAGGGACAAUUUGGAUAUGGCAUUAUGCAGCAUCUAGUGAAAAUAUUAUCUUUUGAGGAGGAAGACGUGUCUAUGUAUGAUCAUUCUACCUUAAUUCAAAGAGCUGCAACCAUAGGAAACAUAACCAAAUGUGGUACUUUAAGGUCAAGUUGCAGCAAAAGCAUAGAGGGAAAAGUAGUACCGCUUUUAGCCAAGAUUAUCUGUUUUAUGGACACGAACAACAACCUGCAAAUUUUAGACAAUGCCUGUGAGUGUAGCUGGAUGUACAUAGUUUGGAUGAGAUUGCUGUUUGCAGUUGAUGCAAAGAUUCUAAACAAACAAAGGGAACUUGUUACUCAGUCCACAGGAAAGAACAUUGGAUUCAAGUCAAUUUUUCCAUUUUCGUGGUUGCUCUUUGAAAACGUAGAGAAGAUUCUGCAAAGUUGCUCUGAGAGUAAAAUAGGGAAUUCACCUGAGGAAUUAUUCAUUCAGUCACCUAUGGCUUUGAUCAUCAAUGAAGUUAUUAGGGGAAAAGAUACGCUUCACGCAAUGCAAUUAUACAUAUCCGAUUUUGUCAAUAUGAAGUGCAAAACUUUUUCAAACAGAGAGAAGCAGCUGAUUUGUGAGUCCCUAAUUGCUAACAUGGAACAGAGAUCAAAGGGAAUUCCAGAAUUAUUGUCAGACUGUCUAGUGUGCAUACAUAGCGUUUUUAGAGGAAUGGAAUAUUCUGUGAAGACCUUUUGUGACAUUGCAUCUCUAAACGAACAUCUACAGGAUGAAAAAUUCUUUGAAAAUGUCAAUAACAGUUAUCAGAUGCUUGACAUAGGAUCUGUGAAAUACCUUUUGGAAAAACUUAAUCCCAUAGAUGCAAUAGAAACACAUGAAGGGCAGAUAAUUUGGAUGCAGCAGUUUCAGAUCUACAAACCUUUUAUUGAAAGAAUUUUACAUCAAACAACUGAAAACCUACAAACAGGCAAUCCUAGACGUCGAUUUAUUGAACAAAUGAGGUCAACAUGGACAAAAAUCACAGCAUUGAAAUUAUACAUAGAAAAUAUAGCAGGAGACGAGAGAAAAGAUAAAUUGAUCAACCAAGACUGUAAAUUUCUUUGGAAGUUUCUUGGAGAAAAUGCAAACUUCAAAACAAUUGAAACAUUAGAAAAAUUUGAAAAAUUUCUGAAGGCUUCCAACAAAAAAGCUAUGAAGGACUUUUUGGACAAAUUUGGUAAAUGUCAUCAUUGCAAAAUACCCUUAAAUUUAUCACCUCCAGUUAUCCUUCCAUGUGGUCACAAAAUAUGCAGAGAAAAUUGUCAGUAUAUGAUAAUUACUGAAGAAGAUGUGAAAAAGUGUCCAGAGUGUUUGAUGGAAAUUGAAAAUGAUGCAGAAUAUGACAUGAAUGAUGAAGAAAGUGAAGAGAUGAAGCCAUUUUGGGACUACCAGAAAAAGAGUAAUAGGUUUUAUAUGCAAAUUGUAUCCCAACUAUGCUUCGAAAACUCUUCAGCCCCAAGUGAAGAAGUUUGCAAAAGGCUUCUGCAGCUUGUCGUUUUUAAAAAGAAACUCCCUGAGCUUAACAUGACCAUUAUCAGGACCAGAGAUAUAGGCGUAUUUGAGACCAUAGUGGACACAACUCCGGUUUUCAGAUCUUUUCUGUUGCAAUUACUGAUAAGAAGCAAUGAAAAUACUGUUUUGCAACUUUUCAUGAAAGAAACUGUUGAGAUCUUGGAUGAAGACAUUCAUGGGUCACACAUGAAAGACAUAUGCUUAAUGCUGAUACAAUGUAUUGAGGACUCGUUGAUGGAAGAAUCACUAUCUCACAGUUUCCAAUCUGAAAUGGAGAAAGAAAUUUGUUUCGCUAAGGAAUCAAUGUUGUUAGCAAAGGAACAGUUGCAAGCAGAAGGAACGACGGUUGACAAAAUUAAAUCAAUUGCAAGAGCUCGUUUUGGUCUUCAAGUGACAGCAAAAUAUUUGUACAGUCGGUUAAAUACAACAUGGGAGUUUACAGAAUCUGAACUGGCUAUGUGUACUGACUUAUUCCAAACUUCUGCCAGUUUGUGCGACUCACCUUUGGAGCAUAUCAGAAUGUAUUUGCUAAAGCACGUCUGCAGACGCUACGGUUUGGAGUUCUACAGAAAUAUACAAUCCUCAGCUGAAUCUUGGGUACUGCCAUCUGAGGAUGGGGAUAAUACAGAAAAACAAAGUGCAGAUCAGCAUUGUCCAGAUUACUGCCUCGUACUUGGAGAACAAUACAGAAAAAUUAAAGAGAAGAUAAGUGAAAUUCUGGUACCCACAGACAUGUCAAGGAAAUUAAAGCUCAAAGACAAAUCCCGAACAGUUCAAGUAUUUUUCCUUCUGGGACUCUGUAAAGAAUUGAAAUCCCGAUCAUUGUUUCAAGAAGAAAAUAUUCAAACUAAAGAACAGUUAAAAUGUAAAGUGCAGAAAUUAUUGAAAAACCAGAAACUUCAAAUUGUGAUGGAUUAUCUGGAGGAAUUAUUUGACGAUUCAGUUGGAAGAUCGUGUGAUCAGCUAAACCUCAGGCUCUGUGAUAAUAUGCAUGAUGAAAGCAUUAUAUUUCUCAUCUUCCAUUUGAUGUUCGUUUUGAAAGUGACUGGAAAUAAAGGACCUUUGCAACCACUACAGGCCCUAGCAUUUGAACCAAAUAUCUUGGAGGGUGCCUUCUUACCAACGAUGUCUGAGGAGUGUUUGUCUAAAGAGAUCCAAGAAGAACUUCAGAGAAUGGAGAAAAUAGCAAACAAAGCUCACCACAACUUUACGUGGUACCGUUGUCCAAACGGCCAUCUUUAUGGAGUUGGGGAUUGUGGAAAUCCUACCCAGAAAGGUCAUUGCUUUGAAUGCCAUGCGGAAAUUGGUUCAGAAUCGGAAAUUAAUCGUAAAGACAAUGUAAGGUAUACUGGGGAUGAUCAAAGUCGCAGAGGUCAUAUUCUUGGGUCACCAACUAACAGAACUUUUGAUGCUGUUUCGGAAAGAAAUCUUUCUCCAAUUUCUAAUGCAGUUCUAAGACUUUUAACACAUCUCUCGAUGUUUAUAGGGGCUAAUUACAAUAUUGAGGAAAUUACAAAAUGUAUUCACCCUACUGUAGACGAGGAUGAUGUUCCUGGAUUUCUUUGGGAUCACAUUCUUGUAGACAUUAGCACAUUGAGGAAAACAUUAGAUCAGGGCUUGGAUGGGGUGUUUAUGCUUCUUCAUGUACUUAUUCAUUCUUUUCUGAAAGAAGAGCCCAUUCUUGCAGUUGCCAUUAGGAAUGAUCAGGACAUACCUCUGCAUAUCUUAAAAACAAAAGAUGGAAGGAAACUUUGGGAAAUGGAAUUUUCAUUGACAUACAUUGUGGAAUUAAUGAAGAGGAGCAAAGAGCUUUUCAAGACAUGCGAAGAUAUCCUUUCUGAGGACACCAGUAUAGUCUCAGAUCCUGUUUUGAGGAAAGUGUUUGAUUUGGAUGAAGCAUCAUGUGAACAGUUUAGAUUUAAUGAAAUGCAGACAUGUGACUUUAUGUGGCAACAUAGAAUAAAAGUUUCUUUUGAACACUUUGUCCAUGAGUUUCACAUGCUGAGAGACAGAAUAGGGCCAGAAGUGGAACGAUUUGCUCUUCUAGACGCAUUCUUAAGACAUGACUGUUACUUAAGAUACCUAAGAUAUAUCCCAGCUGUCGUGAGAAUGCAGAGUGCCUUGAAAGCUAAAUACAGAAAACAGAUUACCAGAGAAGAGGCCAGGUCCCUAACCAUAAGAGAUUGCCUUCAGCAGUGUAGACAAGAUCCAUUCAGCAAAGAGAUCGAAGACGGAGUGGUCUCCAUUUGUGAGCUGUGGAAAUGUUUCCGGAAGUUCUACUUCGACUUUGAUACACUGGAUAUGAACAAAGAUAUUGAAGCACUAUUAGAACGUAAUAUAGAUGUAGAUGUUGAUAAUGUAUCAUUACUUAUCUCUGACACUAGAGGAAGUGGAACAAUUAUCAGUCUUCUUUUUCGCUUCAUGAUUUGGAAGCAAAAUGCAUUUGUGAAAUUGUUUGAAGACUUAACACAGACAAGGACUAGCAAUGUGAAGGAUAUAAGUUUUGACGAUUUGGCAGCGAGCGAUCUUAUUUCAUACCAUCACAAGGCCGACUUGCUUCCUAUUAUCAUAUCAAAUUGCAAUUACACUUAUGCUAAGGAUGAAAGGACAACUUUGGAUUACGAUUUUGACCAUAUUCAAUCAGCUAUUAAAGAUCAAAUAUUGCAAGGAAAACCAAUUCUGAAUGUCAGUGAAUGGAAAUGGCCCUGGAACAACGUAUUUCGAGCUGAUGCCGAUGUGACGAAAUUUGAUACAUUAAAUGCUAGAAUCAAUCAGAAGCCCUUGGAUAGUAUGCUUCAGAGACAGAUAAUUGCUGAUUUCGCUGAUUUACCGGAUAUUUACGAAGCCAUAGAAAAUAUAGACACAGUGGUCAACUUUCUUCUUUCCGUCAGUUGCAGUGGCGAUGAUCUGCUAAGUGAAUUUAUGGAGGAUAUUUUACAAAUGAGUUCGCUUUUAAGUCAAAAGGCCAGUGUUUCUUGUAGACUUCACCACGUCCAGUCCCUCUGGUUUCUGUUUAUGUUUGAAAAGACAAAGAGACUUACCUCAAGUGAAAAGGAUGGCUUUGAAAGUAUUCAUGAAAAUAUCAAAGAACCUUUGACCGAACAGAUGUGUAAAGACCUCAGCUGGUACUUAACAGACUUGUCUACAGAGAAACUGGGUGUAAUCCUGGAACAGUUGUUGGAAUGUAUCUUAUUUACAUUGAAUCAGGGUCAAUGGAACUAUGGUUCUUAUUUACACAGCUUGAGCGAGACGCUUAUGGUUCACUUGGAGGACCCACUCUAUUCUGAGGUUGACUUAAAAACGCUUGGGUUAAAUGAUGUACAACGGUUACCGUCGACCAUUCUAUCUUCCCACUCAGUUGAAGUGUGGAAAAUGAUCAAUUGCACCAUUCAAAGUCGGAAAUGAAGAAAGAUUGCAAAUUACUACAUUUGUACGAAACUCACUUUUCUUAAUAUUUUAUCACACUUUGACACGUUGUACUUUUUUUUUUAUAUAAAUUAUUGUUAUAAAGUGACAACAAUGUAAAACAAGACUUUUCUAUUUUGUGUCUUCCCUUCACUGGAGGGAAACACAGUGCUUUGGUCUUAUUAUUGCCUGAUAAAUUUAUGUUUAUUUCUUUUUAUUCUUUAUACAUGUAUCACUGUAAACAGUUUGU
Molecule: messenger RNA, 16150 nt
Organism: Saccostrea echinata
Lineage: Eukaryota; Metazoa; Mollusca; Bivalvia; Ostreida; Ostreidae
Product: E3 ubiquitin-protein ligase rnf213-alpha-like
Exons: 90
Coding region: 1-15900 (5299 amino acids)
Molecular function (GO): ATP hydrolysis activity; ubiquitin-protein transferase activity
Source: RefSeq, a predicted model, not a curated record